Molecule: messenger RNA, 2331 nt
Organism: Menidia menidia (Atlantic silverside)
Lineage: Eukaryota; Metazoa; Chordata; Actinopteri; Atheriniformes; Atherinopsidae
Source: the annotation of a GenBank genome assembly
UUGACUCUUGCUCGGGUUUUUCCGUUCCGUGUCGGAAUCAGAGCGCUCGAGUGUUUACGCGAAACCCAUCAGUCGAGUCUCUGAGCUCGCUGUUUGAGGUUGUUCCCGCUGAUUGAAAUAAGUCAGACGCAGAGUCUCCUGCUGCUGACAUGGACACCACCAACCAGCUCGGACCUGCAGGGACACAAGUGCUCAAAUUACCUCUGGGAUUUAUCCGUGUUUUGGAAUGGCUCUUUUCCAUUUUUGCAUUCGCAACGUGUGGCGGCUACUCAGGGCAGCUUCGGGUCAGUGUGGACUGCAUGGAGAAGGCAAGCAGCAACCUGAGCAUCGGCAUUGACUUUGGUUAUCCCUUUAGGUUGCACCAGGUGUCCUUUGAAGCACCCGUGUGUGAGGCCAUGAGGAGGGACACGGUGUUCCUCACUGGAGACUUUUCUUCCUCUGCUGAAUUCUUUGUCACUAUCGCAGUCUUUGCAUUUUUAUAUUCCCUCACUGCCACGAUCGUUUACAUAUUCUUUCUGAACAAGUACCGUGAAAACAGCAGAGGGCCACUCAUUGACUUCGUGGUGACUGUUGUUUUCUCCUUCAUGUGGCUGGUCAGUUCCUCUGCUUGGGCAAAAGCCCUAUCUGAUGUGAAAAUGGCCACUGAUCCAGAUGAGGUGCAGCUCCUCAUCCCCGCCUGCAAAAGCCAGUCUAACAAGUGCGGCUCUUUGCACGGACCCCGCUGGUCUGGGCUGAACACCUCCGUGGUCUUUGGGUUUCUCAACUUUGUUCUCUGGGCUGGAAAUAUUUGGUUCGUUUUUAAGGAGACCAGUUGGCACAAGGGUGCUUCGAAGUUUGCAAGUGACGCAUCUGAGAAACAAGCUGGUACCUUUAACCAACAGCCAUACAACCAAGGAAACUUCGACCAGUCAGGAAGUUACCACGCCGAGGGAGGCUUCGAUCAGCCAUCUGAGUACAGUCAGGUGGGAGGGCCUCCCACAUCCUACUGAAAUCAAAUGUAGAUGUGCCUUGUCAUUUUUGGGGCAACACCUUUGCAUCUUUAAAACAAAGGAAAUGAGGGGUUGGGUGAUCAAAGAUAAUGAAAGAAGAGUUUGCCAUAUGUGUCCUAAAUAAAACAAAAAGAUGGUUGUAACUGUGCUGUCAAAGUAUGCCCAUUGUAAAUACUAUUAUUGUUGGGUAUUGUAAAAAAUUCUUAGAGGUAGUCACACUCCUUCUCCUUUUGAGUUUGUGUUUGUUGAGUGUUGUAUUUAUUUAGGCAUUUACAUUUACAUUUGUGACAGUUUUCUCUGUUUGUGCUUGAUAAUUGACAUCCAUUGUUUUGACAGGAUCAACUCAAACUCUGUCUUGAACGGGAGAAAAUUAUAUGUCUACAAGUUUUAAAGUGCAUGAUAUUGUACGUGUGUAAGUAAACACUCAAUGAAAUGAGGGAAUAAACUGCAUUUAAUGCAGGCAAGUUUACAUAUUUAACAAAGAACCACAGUAUGACACUUCAACAUAUAAACAAAACCAGAAUACAUUGAUUUACAUUACCUAUAAAUAAUAAAUGUUAACAUAGUCAUAGUUAAAGAUCAGUCUAUUCCAUUACAGAUAAACUGGCAUUAAUACUGGAAACACCAUGUUUAAAAUCAUUCACAAUUUUGUAAUUUUUACGAACACAGUUCACUUUGCCAUUCCACAAAUGCAGGACAACGCUUAUAUUAUGCAAAGAAGAAGCAACAUGAUUCAUGUUUUAUAUCGUCCAAAGUAUUUGUUUAUGAGAAUUGUGAAUCGUUACAAUCUGAUUUAUUAACAUUCUAUACACAAUUUGUGAAUCUUUGUGGGAUUAAGAUUGUAGAAGGAACAUGGUUAGCGUAUUUUUAAAAAAAGUAUAUCCGCCUCACCCAAAGUUUCUAUUUCCAUGGUUUUAUUUUGAUUUGCACACUUGCUAACAUGUUAAUAUUUUGUUAACUUUGUUAAGAGGGUGGUCUUGUCUCCUUAUACUUACAAAUGGACACUACAACUACAAACGACUUCUAUGAUUUCUUUAGUCUUCUUAGAUUUUUAAGUGAAGUUUGCAUAAAUCUACAGCAUGUCCAGAGUGUCAAUAAAGCCCUGCAAAAAGAAAAAAAACUUUUGUACCAUGGCCAGAACAGAGGGAGUUAAUUCAUCUGUGCAAAAGCAACUCAGUUCAGUUUAUAUAAAACUAUGUGCUGUUCUUAAUUAUGAGUCAUGAUCAGAGGAUACUGCUUGGUUCCUGUUUGUUUACAAUAAUAUGACAUGUGCAACUCUGUGUUUGACGUGCGCAUGUGGCUUGCAUUUGUGUAAUAAAGUCAAUAAAACAUCUAAUGUGCA